Phyllostomus hastatus (greater spear-nosed bat) is the source of this 2882-nucleotide messenger RNA. RefSeq names its product transmembrane protein 71 (gene TMEM71). Lineage: Eukaryota; Metazoa; Chordata; Mammalia; Chiroptera; Phyllostomidae. The transcript is spliced from 9 exons. The record is from RefSeq and is a predicted model, not a curated record. Bases 334 to 1251 code for a protein of 305 amino acids.
UGCUCUUCUAUUCUAGGAAACAGCCGAGAGAACAAGAGGCGGCUGAAGACAAAGCUUCUCUGCAAGCGCCUGCACGCGGCGGUGUGUGAGGGCAUCUCUCAGGAGGGGAAGAUGGGAUUUCCCUUCAUGAGGAGACAUCUGCACCUGUUGACAUUCUGACAUUCUUUUCAGCUGAAGAACUGCUAAGUCCUGGAUUUCUGCACUGACUGUCAGACCCAGGAAGCUUCGUAUUUCAGUAACUAUUUCAUUAUCUACCAGUUGGAAGGAAGACUGGGAACUCCCUUUGGAAAGAACAUAAAAAUCUGUGAAGUUUGAACCAGCAGCUUUCCCAAAAUGUACCGAAUAUCUCAACUGAUGUCAACACCAGUGGCAAGUCAAUGUUCUUCCGGGUCCGACAGAAAGUAUGCUGGAGAGCUGUCUCCCACGUGCAUUUUCCCAAGUUUUGCCUGUGACUUCCUGGAUGGUGACAGUUCCUUUGACUGCUGCUCCACAGACCCCCUGACGGGCUCCUACCUUCCCUGUCGCCGAAGUCCCAGGCUCCUCACCAACGGCUACUACAUCUGGACAGAAGACAGUUUCCUCCGUGACAGAGACGGCCACAUAACUCUGAGCCCGUCCCAGACCAGUGUGAUGUACAAGGAGAACUCGGUUAGGAUAUUCAGAAAGAAAAAGAGAAUUCGCCGUUCGUUCUCUUCUCUCUUCGACCUCAGAGCCUCUAAAUCCUGGCUGCAUGGAAGUAUCUUUGGUGAUGUCGACUCUUCCCCGGGGGAGGACAUCUGGUUGGAGGGAGUCAGCAGGCUGGACGUGCACCAUGGCAACGGAAAUGGAGGGGACGGUGACAGUUCUCCGACCGCUGACUGGGAGUGGGAGAAGCCGAGAGCAGAGUCUGUGGACGCCUCCUCUUCGGGCCCCGUCGCACCUGAGACUCCCAGGAAAGGUUCCCAUGGCUCGUCCCUGCAGUCCCAGCUGAUGGCUUCUGAUCAUCUCCAAGGGGACGUUUUGGAUCAUUCAAAAACCAGUUUGUUGGGAGAGAUCUCUUUUCAGACAGUUCUGCUUGCUGCAUGCUUGAUCAUGUCUGCAUGUGCAAGGUGGUUUCUGGGCGGGAUGCUGGCCAGCGCCUUCACGUGCUCCUGCAUCGUCACUGUUGCUUAUGUUGUCAAGUUACUGUUUCUCAGCCUCGCCGGCUUCUUCAGAGCCACCCCCUGCGCUAGGAGAGUGUCGCCUGUGUUGUCAUCAUUUAGACCAAGAUGACGGUCCUCCGAAACCUGGGACUUUGCGCCGAGUGAGCGUGGCAUCGACUGCAUACAGGAAAGGACCGGAUCAUUUGUCCUGAAGAAGACUUCCUAUUAGCACAGAAAUCUAACAGUCUUGUCUUCCUGUGUGUAAAUUCUUACAUCAGAAUAGAUAGAGUUCACUUUUAAGGCAGCAGGAUUUAGGAAGUCAUGUGAAUUUUAAAUUUUUAAGUAGUAUUAAAGGCCUUUUAUAGAUUCAUAGCACUGCAUUUUAACAAUGGCUCCUACGAAGAGGACUUUUUCCUAUAGUUUCUCAAAUAACCGGCAAAUGGCCCACGGAAUGGACUCAGUUACAAACCGCGAUGUCUCCGCUGUCUCUCAGGCACUUAGCAAUCCCUCUGCAGGCUGAUGGCCACGCGUUAGCAUAUUUCCCAGGGUGACUGGGGUCUGGGUGAGAGGCUCGUGGAAUUUCAAGCAGCCCGCAGAGCAGGAUCCCCUGCAAGACGGAUUGUGUUAAUUACCUUCCACACGGCCGCCCGCCCGAGGCCAACUCCCAGAGCUGGGAGACAGAGGUCUGUGAUUCAAAUCAGUUCACAGGCCUUUGCUCCUGCACCGUGUCGCCCCUAUUUACACACUCUCGGUUAAUUCUGAAAUCACAGUGAUGCGGAGGGAAGGCUUAUUUUGUUUAGGACUCCGGCCAAUGUUGAUCUGCUGACACUUUGAGUGAUGCGUCCCUCAGUUUCCUAGCAUUCCAGACUUCUGGGUGCAGGCAUUCAUGUGGCUAAGUUUUGUUUAAUCCGAUAGUUAGGAAAUUGGGUCCUGAGGCCACCUGCGAGAGAAAUCCUUAUUCUUUAGCCCUUGUCACCGAUUGACAUUUGUUUAAAGCUCUUCUAAGGUAGGCGCCCCCUCCCUGGGGCUGCAGGCUGCUCUCCGCCUCACAGGCUGUUAGCUACAGGUCUGCUUUCCUGCUCGGCUUUCUGGGCGGGGAUGUUGCCCUAGGCAGGGCUGGCCUAACCAGGAGUGUCUGAACAAAAGACUCUCACCCAGACAGUCCUUUUGUGACCCAACUUUCAGAUGUGAAAGCGUCAUUUUUUUGUCAGAUGGGGCAAAUUGUAUGCAUCCGUUCUCUGUGGGUUUGACGAUGAACAUGUACCAUUAGUAGGAAGCUCUGUAAGGAGGGCAGAGCUUCUGGGAGGGUGCCAUGGCAACAACCCCUCUUAAGUCAACUGGGGAGCUUGUUUAAGGAGCAGAUUUGUGUACCCUGAAUCCAGACCUUCCCAGCCCAAACUUCUGAGGGGUGUCCACUUUCAACAGCCUCUCCAGGUAAUUCCUUGUACACUAACUUUGAAAAUCUUGGAAAGAUGGUUCGUAAAACCCUACAGUGGCCUCCCUUAACCUACUGAACCUUUACUGAGGCCGUGCAUGCUCUGUGCGGGGCUGGGUGCCCAGCUCUGCUCUGCAGACGUUCAUGGUCUCUGCCAAGGGUCAGACACUGUUGCUAGGUGACCGGGUUGCAUGCCAAGGCCUUGAGAGUUCAGAGUCUAAUGACAAGAGCAUGGAAAGGGCAGAGCGAAGGUGACUUUUAAUAUGAAAUGUGGGAAGUGCAGGUAGAGAGGUAGCAGAGAGGCUAUGGGGAUGCCAGGGGGGAGG